This is a messenger RNA of Ogataea philodendri, 774 nucleotides long. RefSeq lists its product as uncharacterized. The transcript has a single exon. The record is from RefSeq and is a predicted model, not a curated record. Gene Ontology annotation, biological process: rRNA processing. The coding region runs from base 1 to 774 and encodes 257 amino acids. Gene Ontology annotation, cellular component: small-subunit processome; nucleolus. Lineage: Eukaryota; Fungi; Ascomycota; Pichiomycetes; Pichiales; Pichiaceae.
AUGGUGAAACUGGUGCACAACGUUCAGAAGAAACAGCAUAGGGAGCGGUCCCAGCCCCAGAGUCGCGCGCGGAUGGGGCUGCUCGAAAAAAAGAAGGAUUACAGGCUUCGGGCGGCGGACUACCACAAGAAACAGGCCCAGCUUAAGGUUCUCAAGAGCAAGGUCAAGUCGCGGAAUGAGGACGAGUACUACCAUUCGAUGACACGCAAAAAGACAGACAAGGACGGGAUAUUGAUAUCGGACCGUGGAAACGAGAGUCUUUCGAACGACGAGGUGCUACUGCUGAAAACACAGGACUCGAACUAUUUCACGGUGGCCACGCAGAAAGAGUCGCGCAAGAUCGAGAAGGAGAUGAACACGAUGGACAGUUUCAAGAGUCGCGGGUCGCACACGGUGUUUGUGGAGUCGGAGGAGCAGAUGGAGCAAUUUGACCCUGCUGAGUAUUUUGACACGGACGCCAGUUUGCUUGGGAAAAGAGAAAAUCGACUGCGCAGAUCGCAAUUAAAGGGCGUUUCUGAGGCAGAUGACGGGGUGUUUGAUGGGCCUGUUGUUCCAGAACUGGAAUCGGGCGGAUUGGCAAGACACAAGAUGGAGCUGAAAAAAAUGAAAAGACUGCGUCUUUUGGAGCAACGAAUGGAGCGCGCAGAGAAGCUACGCAAGCUGCAGUCCAAGGUGGAGCUGCAGAAGCAUCUCAUGAAGAAAGGCGAAAAGAAGAAAGUGCAGACCAAGGAAGGGAAGACGGUGUUUAAAUGGAAAAAUGUAAGAAAAAGAUGA